This is a messenger RNA of Symbiodinium pilosum, 768 nucleotides long. NCBI's taxonomy places the organism in Eukaryota, Dinophyceae, Suessiales, Symbiodiniaceae. The record is from the annotation of a GenBank genome assembly.
AUGCCCCAAACGGAAGUCUGCAACUCCAAGGACUGGCAAGAAGUUGCUGCAGAACAUGAGGAUGUUUACGUCCGAGUGCUGGAGAGUGCCUAUGGCGUCUUGUCUGGACUUCGGUCCUUGGAGGCCGAAGCUGGCAUGAGGCUGUUAUUGAUCUAUGUGGCAUUUGUGGUGCUGGCAGUGCUCAACGUGGUGACAGGCGUGUUCGUGGACAACGCAUUUAGAUGUGCAGAGAAGCAGCGAAGCCUUGCAAUACAGAAAGAAAUGGAUCGGCAGGAGCAGUUCGUGCAGCAGAUUCGCGAUUUCUUUGCAGCCAUGGAUCAGGACGAUUCAGGAGACGUGACGCCGGAGGAGCUAGCGGAAAUGCUCAAGGAUCCAACGCUCUCAGCAUACUUCCGAGUCCUUGGGUUUGAAAUUGAUGACGCAGCUCGCUUUAUCAAUUUAUUGGACAAGGACAAGGACGGUAGCAUCAGCGUCGAAGAGUUCCUGCGCGGAUGUCUGAAAUAUCGUGGUAUGGCGACGGCUGUUGACAUGCAUCAGUGCUUGCGCUUGGUACGGCAAACUCAGCGCUCCCUUGUGGAGCUGAGAUCUUGCAUUUAUGCCAAGCCCUCCUCGCUGCCACAGUCGCCGCGAUACCCGCUAGGCCCGCACUGGCUGACCCUGUCUUUGGAGCUAUCAGGCUGCACAUGCCCUGUUGAGGAUGCGCUUGUCUGUUGCCUUUCUGGCAAGAGAGCUCAAGCUCGUAGACUUGCCAGAUCAGAAAGUUCGUAG